UCACCUGGGAUCAGGAUAUGCGUUCUGGAUGGGAGUCAUUGUUUUUCGGUUUCUGUAUAAAAAUGGGGUAGAUUCAUCGAGACUUUACAGAACUGUUCUAUCUUUCGUAAGAAUAUCUUCUACAAUUCAGCAAUCAUGAAGUGCAUCGCCGCUGUAGUCAUGAUCGGACUUGCCGUUGUUGCCGAGGCCGGAUUUGCCCCGCUCCUGUACAGUGGAGCUCCGUUGGCCUACUCUGCGGGUCACACCACCAUCGUCCAGGGCAAUCGGGCUGACCCGGCAAAGAUCACCGAGUUCCCGGCGCUGUCCUACGCCUAUGGAGCGUAUCCUUACGCUUACGGCUAUCCUGCUGCUUAUUAUCCCUACGCUGCUCCCAUCGCUUACAACGCGGCUCCAGCUCUGCUGUUGAAGAAGGAAGCUCGCUAUCUGGCCGCCAACCAGGGUGCCAUCCACGAGGCUCCACUUCCGGGUCACGAACUCUCGCAGCAGCAGCUCAAUCUGUAAGGCGAGAGCGGCUGUGAAAAUUAAACCUUGCUUCAAAAAUUGGCAAAAAACUUUCUGGUUUCCAAAAUGAAUAAAUUCAAUGGUUUAAGCAACGCA
Uranotaenia lowii is the source of this 597-nucleotide messenger RNA. RefSeq lists its product as uncharacterized. Lineage: Eukaryota; Metazoa; Arthropoda; Insecta; Diptera; Culicidae. Bases 136 to 501 code for a protein of 121 amino acids. The transcript has 2 exons. The record is from RefSeq and is a predicted model, not a curated record.